CUGCCUCUUUGCUUGGUUUCUAUUUUCCCCAAAAUUCAAAACCCCGUUACUGUUGCUGCAAGACCCAUCGUAAAGCAUGGUGCAAAAGUAUGAAUCUCCGGUCAGGAUCUACAAAUAUCCCUUCGAGCUGGUUGUGGCGGCAUACGAACGACGCUUCCCCACGUGCCCACAAAUGCCGAUCGUGCUCGACUGCGAGAUCAUCGAGGACAACCUGUACGACAAUGGGGCUCGGCGUGACACGAAGCGGCGCUGUACGAUCGCCGUCGAGGCGCCGUACCUCAUCAAGAAAAUAAUCGGCGUGGAUGUGGUGUUCUUCAUCCAGAAGAACUUCCUCGACAUGCGGACGCGCACGCUGAGCAUUGAGGCGACGAACGAGUCGUUCGCGACGCGCGUGGAAAUCUUCGAAAAGUGCCGCUACUACGCGCACCCGGAAAACCCGGACUGGACGUGCUUCGACCAGACGGCCACGCUCGACAUUAAGAACUUCUUCGGCAUCGAACACUCGAUGGAGAAGAUGGGCAUGAAGCAGUACACGCAGACGACGCUCAAGGGCAAGGAAAUCAUCGAGUACUUCGUGAACGAACUCAAACAGGAAGGCGUAACGCACGUGGAAAGAUGGGCCGAUGACGGCGCGAGUGAAGAUCGCAUCAACAAGAGCACCAGCAGCGGCACCGGUACAGGAGCGUCCGAGAAGCCGCCGCUGCUGCGCGACAACUCGAUCCUCGACGCCGACUACAUCGCCAAGUAUCUCGGCCAACUAACGCCACUACAGGAAUCGAAGCUAGUGCAGUUCCGCAAACGUUUCGAAGAAACGGCCGAACACCCGGAACCGGAUUACCAAACGUUGCUACGUUUUCUCCGGGCUCGUGACUUCAGCAUCGACAAGUCGACGGUUAUGCUGCAGGAGUCGUUACAGUGGCGCAAGGAGCACCGGAUCGACGACAUUUUGGGCGAGUACAAAACGCCGGCGGUGGUGGAAAAGUACUUCCCGGGCGGGUGGCACCAUCACGACAAGGAUGGCCGUCCGCUCUACAUUCUGCGGCUCGGCACGAUGGACGUGAAAGGAUUGCUAAAGUCGGUCGGCGAAGAUGAGCUGCUCAAGUUGACGCUACACAUUUGCGAGGAGGGCUUGAAGCUGAUGAAAGAGGCAACGAAACUGUUUGACAAGCCGAUCUGGAACUGGUGCCUGCUGGUCGACCUAGACGGCCUCUCGAUGCGGCACCUGUGGCGACCGGGAGUGAAGGCCCUGCUGCGUAUCAUCGAAACGGUCGAAAAGAACUACCCGGAAACGAUGGGCCGUGUCCUGAUCGUCCGAGCACCGCGCGUUUUUCCGGUGCUCUGGACCAUUGUCAGCGCGUUUAUCGACGAAAAUACCCGCUCCAAGUUUCUGUUCUUCGGCGGUCCCGACUGUAUGCACAUGGAAGAUGGCAUAGAGCAGUACGUGCACACGGACAAGAUUCCCAGUUUCUUGGGCGGCUCGUGCAAUCCAAACAUACCGAUCGUGACGGAAGCGGUACCGGCGAAACUGUUCACGCGCUGCUUUCUGGGCGCUUGUCAUUGUACCUUAAUACACGAGGGAGGUCUAGUGCCGAAGCAUCUCUACAAAUCCGAGUCGAUUGAGGAGAGCAACGGGGCCAUCCAAGCGCACGAUAGCCAUGGCCUGUACAAAUCGGUCGAUCUCAAGCCCGGCCAACUGUUUGAACUGGCCAUCCGUAACACCGAUCCGAAGAGUGUGCUCACCUGGGACUUUGAGGUGCUGAAAAACGAUACCCUGUUCAGCGUGUACCAUACGACAAAGGAGCUCGAACGCAACGCCAAUGAUAACUUUUCAUCGGUAUUCGACGCCGCCGGGUUUACGGAAGGUGUCAAUUAUAGUAAAAUAGAACAAGGCGUUCGAUGCCGCCCGAAAGAAGGUGUACAGGGUUCCCACGAAAUGGCCAACACCGGCACCUACGUCCUGCAGUGGAUGUGUCCACCGUCCAGUGACGGGCCAGCUCAAUUGAUGUAUUUCCACGAAACGCUCAGCUCUGCCAACUACAAAGGCUCGAUGACUAGUCUGCAGUCGGGAUUCUCCUCCAACAGCCUACAAUCCCGAUGAUGAACAACGAAUGAGACUGAACCGAGCGCAGCCAGUCAGCCCUCGGCUGCAGCCCAAUCAUCUGUCCACUCAAUCAGCCCUUUGCUCUAGUGAUUCCCCCCUCUUUACGGGGAGCACAAAGACCGGGUCCGGGGUCACUUUGUGGUGUGGCACACACCAUGUGCUUGCGCUGACCCGGCACCGAUGCAGCCAAUGAAACAUUUUUUUUACUCAAUGUUAUCCACUCUAUACCGCGGAACCCUUGCUUGCGCGACAGCGCAUUUGUGCAAAAUGUUUUACGAAGGAACAGCAGCAGUGAGAAGCAUAAUCAAUUAUUGAAACAAUCUCAAUGAGCAAACACAAAACCGAUCUCGUAGUUACACAGUAAUUUGUAAAAGUAGUAAGGAAGACAAAUGGAGAGCAGCUAGUUUCGUACGAACGUUAGGAAAAUGCUACUUCCCUGCCGUCCUACCGUUGUGUCCCGUGUGAGGAGGACAAUAAUAGAAGGCGAAGUGUGUCAGGCGACGAACGCGACGGACACGAAGAGUGAUUUUGUGCACACAACGCACCACUUACACCACAAACCAUCCCCUUACUGUCUCUGUCUGUAUCUGCAAUGUUCGCCGUUCGCGCUUUUGUAAAACUGUAACGAUGUAAAUCUCAUUCCCACAAUCACGAACUCGAUCACGAAUCUUCAUUGGCACACCGUGUCCGGGAGGCGUAAGCCGCGGCUGCCUUAUGGCACGAAAGCGGCAGAAGGUAGAACGAAUGUCGAACCACAACCAGUCACCUGGUUUUUAUGUUUCUCAUGUGGAGCAGACGUGUGUAAAUAUUCUUAAUUUCGGUAGUAUCUCAUUUUUCAUAAAAUAGCUAGCAUAGGCACACACCAAUCGUGAUAGAUAUCAAACGGCGUGGAAAAGUGUAACUUUUUUCAUUUGUACUUUACAAAUCACUUGCGUAUGAUAUUUUAGAGCUUCGAACAUAUUGUACUGUUACGAUUUUAUUGUUAGGAAGAAGAGGAAAACAGCAAACAUACUCCCGGUUUUCCCGAAUCUUUUAUUCGCACCUCAUUUCAACUCAACUAGAAUGCACAGGAUGAUGGAAGAAUAUGCUUUCAUGUGCAGUGGCUAGUGAAACAAAGUUUAUUCUCACAAAACACAAAUGGUUAAUACGAGGAUGCAAAAAUUGUUUUAGUCAAUCAAAGAUAUGUCGAAAGAAGCUAUUUUAUUUAAGAGAAAUUAAAGAAAAACGCCAAAAAUUCUUCUGACAAACAGUUUGUUAUUGAAAACUAAGUUUAUUUUGUGCUAUACUGGCCAUUGCGCUCACACACUAUUGUAAAAACAGCGUUGGUUAUGUCCUGCGGUCCUUUCUACAGUCCUCAGGUAUUAUUGUUGAUCAGAUUGUUUUAAUUUUAAUUAAAUUUAUUUGAGUUAAUUCUGUUGAACUACUUUUAGUCUUCUCGGGGUACUGGUGCAUUACUGCUGAGCAGGGUGAAAUCUUGAUCAAGAAGACGUUUUCCUUCGGGAAUUAUUACUUCCUUCGGCCAGGUUUGAUAAGCUUUCGAGUCACCACGACCAGGAUAGGUUUUUUACUUGUCAGAUUUAUGGAAAAAGCAACGCAAUGUCUUGUGAAUUUUUCAACGUGCGUUUCCUACCCUUAAUGCUGCAUUUUGAAUAACAAAGAAUAUGAAAAAUCAAGCCAUUAUUACUCAUAACUAACUGAAUCUUCCCUAGUUGCUUUAAA
This is a messenger RNA of Anopheles bellator, 3820 nucleotides long. It is a transcript of the gene retm, whose product is annotated as protein real-time. The record is from RefSeq and is a predicted model, not a curated record. Gene Ontology annotation, cellular component: cytoplasm. The transcript is spliced from 9 exons. The coding region runs from base 77 to 2098 and encodes 673 amino acids. NCBI's taxonomy places the organism in Eukaryota, Metazoa, Arthropoda, Insecta, Diptera, Culicidae.